Messenger RNA from Xiphophorus couchianus (Monterrey platyfish), 9043 nucleotides. It is a transcript of the gene fmr1, whose product is annotated as fragile X messenger ribonucleoprotein 1. Gene Ontology annotation, molecular function: mRNA 3'-UTR binding; translation regulator activity. Lineage: Eukaryota; Metazoa; Chordata; Actinopteri; Cyprinodontiformes; Poeciliidae. Gene Ontology annotation, biological process: positive regulation of translation; regulation of mRNA stability; positive regulation of long-term neuronal synaptic plasticity. Gene Ontology annotation, cellular component: cytoplasmic stress granule; neuron projection; nucleus. The record is from RefSeq and is a predicted model, not a curated record.
GCCGAGGAAGAAAGGGAAGACGUCACAUGAUGGAGAGAUGCAGCCAGCCAGCAGUAGCUGCCUCCCGACUAAUCACACAGCAUUAACAUAAACCAGCUAACUCCACGGGCUAACUUGGACAGCCAUCUGCCUUUCAUUUUCUUAUUCGCUCCGAAUUAAAAAGCCGCGAAGAGCAGACAGAGAAUUGACGGACGGUGCGAAACGAAGAACAACGUCACCGUCGCGCACGGUUACCUUAGUCCCUUCUUGCAUCCAGCUGAAAGCGUCAUUUGACAAAGCAGGGAAGCCCACGGUUGGAAACUCUACCUUGGCUAGCAGCGGGCUAGCCAGCUUGCUAGCUGCUAACAUUGCUAACUGUAGUUAGCUAGCUAGCGAGCUGUGAUAAGUUGCGUCAUGGAGGAGCUUGUAGUGGAAGUGAGAGGCACAAGUGGAGCCUUUUAUAAGGCUUUUGUGAAGGACGUCCACGAGGGAUCCAUCACUGUGGCAUUUGAAAACAAUUGGCAGCCGGAGCGUCAGAUCCCGUUCCAGGACGUUCGCUUCCCUCCUCCGACGGGCUUCAGCAAAGAGAUAAAUGAGAGUGAUGAAGUUGAGGUGUACUCCAGAGCGAAUGACAAGGAGCCGUGUGGCUGGUGGCUGGCCAAGGUUCGCAUGGUCAAAGGAGAGUUUUACGUGAUCGAGUACGCGGCGUGCGACGCCACGCUGAACGAGAUCGUGACGCUGGAGCGGUUACGGCCGGUCAACCCGAACAAGCCAGCCACCAAAAACACCUUCAUCAAGAUCAGGCUGGAAGUCCCUGAAGACCUGCGACAGAUGUGCUCCAAGGAGUCGGCGCACAAAGACUUCAAGAAGGCCGUCGGCGCGUUCAACAUCACCUACGACUCUGAGAAAAAGCAGCUGGUCAUCUUGUCAAUGAACGAGGUCACGACAAAGCGGGCCAACAUGAUGAGCGACAUGCACUUCAGGAGCCUCCGCACCAAACUGUCGCUCAUGAUGCGGAACGAGGAGGCCAGCAGGCAGCUGGAGAGUUCCAGACAGCUGGCGUCUCGGUUUCAUGAGCAGUUUGCAGUUCGGGACGACCUGAUGGGUCUGGCCAUCGGGACUCACGGGGCCAACAUUCAGCAGGCGCGAAAAGUCCCCGGAGUCACCAACAUCGACCUGGACGAAGAGACUUGCACCUUCCACAUAUAUGGGGAGGACCAGGAUGCCGUCCGAAUAGCUAGGAGCUACCUGGAGUUUUCUGAAGAUAUCAUCAAAGUUCCCCGAAACUUAGUCGGAAAAGUGAUUGGAAAGAACGGCAAGCUGAUCCAGGAAGUGGUGGAUAAGUCCGGUGUGGUGAGGGUUCGAAUCGAGCCGGAGAACGACAAGAAGCCCUCAGCGGCGGCCGCGGCAGCAGCAGAUGAGGUCAGUGGUGUCGGGAUGAAAACGCCUCAGUUUCUGGAUUUUCUUCACAUCUCUUCCGCAUCAAACCGUGUUGAUGUUCUUCAGGGAAUGGUGCCAUUUGUGUUUGUGGGGACCAAGGAAAGUAUUUCCAAUGCAACAGUGCUCCUGGACUAUCACCUCAAUUACCUUAAGGAGGUGGACCAGCUGCGCUUGGAGCGCCUUCAGAUUGACGAGCAGCUGCGACAGAUAGGGGGCGGGGGCGGUGGGGGUGGGGCAGGCCCCCGAAACCCCAAAGACAAAUCCUAUGUGUUCGAUAACGGGAUGGGAAUGGGGAUGGGCAGAGGAGCAGGAGGUGGGAAGCCCUACAUGGGAGGAAGAGGCGGACGGGGCCGGAGAGGGGGCGGGGCGGCGUUCACCUCAGGCACCAACUCGGAGGCGUCCAACGCUUCGGAAACGGAGUCAGACCACCGAGAGGAGCUGAGCGACUGGUCCCUGGCUCCCACCGAGGAGCUGAUGACGGGAGGCGGGUCCCUGCCCAGACGGACAGACGGCAGGAAACGAGCCGGAGGGGGGUGCCUGAGAGGCCGCGGGGGCAGAGGGAGAGGAGUGGGAGGGUAUAAAGGUGAUGACAUGCAGUGGGGCGAGCCAAGACCUCGUCAUGUAAGGGACCCAAAACCUCGAGGCCAGGAAGACACACUGCAGAUCCGUGUGGACGGAAACAACGAGCGCAGCGUGCAGCACUCAUCAGGCGGCCGAGGAGGAGGAGGAGGAGGACCUUCUUCAUCCCAGAGUGGCAUCGCCGUCAGCGGGGACAGCCAGUCCCGCCAUCACCAACAGAGACCCCUGAGAGACCGGGGGAUGAAGAAGGACAAACAGGACGCUCCGGCGCUGGUGAACGGAGUGUCGUAGAUGCACCCACUGAGGACCUUCUCUCUCUCUCUCUCUCACACACACACACACACACACAGGCAACUUCUCAAACACCAUCUUAUAGUUUCUGGCGUAUUUUAUUUUAUUUUUUUGUCUUUUUCUCGUCUUUGUCGCACACAAGAGGACACGCAUUUCCAUUGGCAUGGAAACGUUUAGCGAAGUCUUGAUCUGUUCCCGCCUGCUGCCGUCUCCUGUUCUUCUCUGGACUGUUUUUGGAACAAGAGGACAAGAAGAAGAAGGUUUUGACGAAAGCUCCUCUGUGACAGAAGGGUUAGCUGAGGGGGCGGGAAAAAAACGCUCCCAUUUCACUCCAUCAACACCACAAAUAUGUAUUUUUUGGGGAGUUUUUUUUUUUUUUUUCCCCUUCGGUCUCAUUUGGGCUUACUCGCACGAGAAAACGGGAACGACGACGGCGGCAGCAGAAAUCUGUGGAAACGAUUUCAUCCAUUUGGCAAAAAGUUUCAACGUUUUGAACUCUUAGAGAUGAUCGCAGACUUUGCUGUGUCCAAACAUAUCCCUUUCCCCCACUGGUACAGAAACACGUUUUGCUUCUCUAAAACUCCCAAAAUCCAACAUUUUCAAAGUCACCCAAAACCAGCUUUCUACACCGUACCUGUUCAAAAAAAAAAAAAAAAAAAAAGUAGCAAAUCUGAGAUUUUUUUUAAUUUUUCGUCCUGGUGGGAAGACGUUUGGUUGUGGGGGAAAAAAUGUUUGCAGAUGGCACUUUACUUUGAUUUUCUACCAUUUUUCCCCACACUGAAAUACAAACAGGUAGGCACUCCUAAAAGCGACGCUCUACAUCACGCUGUUAUAUAAAAAGGUCUUUGUUUGGUUUGAUGCCUAAAUAUUGUAAGCUGUCGGACCCCGUCUCUUCUGAAGCAUACAGACUUAAACCUGAGGCCAGCUGGUGUGAAAUAUCUGUUCUAUUUUUUUUUUUUUUAAAAAAAAGCAAAUUAAAACUCAGCAGCAACUUCCAAAAGUCUAGGUUUGUACUACGUCGAUGUCAACUGUCAUUUUGUAAAAAAAUAAAUAAAUAAACGCUCCACCUCUCUUGUGAGCAGAUUGCUGAUACGAUGAGAGAAAGGUUAAAAAAAAUAAACACCGACUCAUGGCUCCAGCCUGUAAAAUAAAAGAUUGAUGCUCGUAUACGGAUUCAUCGCAGCACGCCUGCACUGGUUUUAGACGAUACUGCACUGAUUCACAGGGUGGUACUAAAGAGCUGUCGGGUGACGACUCCUAACCUGCAUUUUACUUUGGUUUCUGGCUCUAUUUACUGACAUUAAAAGAGUCCACUUAAGUGGAGGGCAGAUGAAAUGGCUCAAACAGGACAGUUCUCCUGUUUAGUUUAUUAAUUUGUCAAGUCUUUUCAUUUGUAAAACAUAUUUGUCUUAACUGUAGAUGAAAUAUCAGUUGUUUUUGGCUGAGGUUUUGCCCCCCCCGUUCUGCUUGUCCAACAUAUUUGUGAUCUAUCUCUUUCCUGUUUACCUUUUUUUCCCGUCAAAAUCACAUUUUGGCUGCAUCUUGUAAACGACAAAAAUGAGACAUUUUCCUACAGCUACGGAAGUCGGCGAAGCGGUCAUUAUGUGCCUGUGAUUUUUUUUCAUAAACUGUGAGCUUCUCGUUUUUCAGUCACCAAGAGGCUCCUUUAUGUUUGUGCCUUGGGUUUAUGUUCCUCCUCGUCUGUAAAUUUGGCAAAUUAUAAAGGAAAUCGUCAUCAGCGUAAUGAUGCAUGAUGGAGAUUCUGUGAUUCUUCAUGAGAGAAAUGGCUGUUUUAAAAGUUGAAGUCCCUGAGUUGUUUUUUUUUUUUGUUUUUUUUUUGGUACUGUUUACAUAAUGGAGGUCAAAACAAUAUGAUGGGUGUGAACUGUAAUCAUGACGCAUUUUAACGUUGUAUUCAUUGAUUUCUGUGGAUUUUCUUGCAUGGAAGAGAGCAGUUUGGUUUAGCUUGGGGAGAAAGCCUUAAAAGUUGAUUUACUGUUGUUUUUUUCCGUUAAAGUUCUCAACUCAAACCGACCGCAAUAAUGGCCAUGGGCUAAUCUAGAGAGGGGAUUUGAUUUAGGAGACAAAAUGACUAAGACUAGGUUUAUCAAUGAAUCCGUAGACUUUCUUAUUUAACACUCAAAUCUUCUUUUUCAUAAUUCUCACUAGCUGCGUUUCCAUUAAAAGUGUGCACAAAACUUUGUCAAAACUUUUUUUUUUUAAAUUGUGAAUUAGCUUGUUCAUCCAAUAGGUCAUUAUACCUACCGCGCAGUCAUCCUCAAAUACUUCCUGUCGUUUUCUUCUUCUUGGUUUCUGCCAGUGGUAAAAGCUGCUUGUUGGUCACAUGACUCGUGUGAUGCAAAAAAAACAAAAACAUUUCCAUUGCAGUUUUGCGACAGAACUAUUUUGAUUAAAAAAAAACAAAAAAACUUUUUACCGAAAAACAAGUUUUUUAGUAAUGACUGUUUCCAUUAAGUGAAUUUAUAUUUGAAAUGCGCCAUUUUAUAGUCAAUGGAAAUGCAGCUAUUGAAGAAUAUGUUGGAUUUUGUCAAGAUUCGCGUACUUGUAUGUUGGGAUGGUUUUAAAAAUAGUCAAAUUUAGGUAAAGCUAAUAGUGAAGCGAAGACGGUACAGGUGGACGUGACAAAACCUUCAUAUUAGCAAAGCUAGACAUUAAAGUUUCUUGUGGCCUGCUUCACAAAUCCUACUAAAACCAAAACCUUUGACACAAUUCUUGAAAAGAAACAAACCUUUCUAAAGGAACGUCUGAAUUACUUUUAUUUAAGAACUCUGACAACUCAGUGUGUAAGGGAAACCUUAAUUUUAAUUUUGUGACACGUGCCUUCGAUUAUGGCUAGCAUCACAACCUAGAUGGAGGAUAAUUCAGCGUCUCAAGAUGGUAAAAAAAAACCUGAUUUGUCUUGAGUUCUCAAAGCUUUGGCUGAAGUCCGACUGCAAAGAAGUAAAGGUUCAGGAGUCUGGUGGUUUCAGCUCUUAAGGACGGUGGCUGCCGUAAGCGCCGGACCUCUAGGUGUUGCAUCUACAGCAUCAGACUGAAGCCUGACGGCUCAUCUGUGAAAUUCUGUGCAGGCCUCGAGUGGCCACUCGGCCCUCGCACGUGCACCAUUUUUAAAGUUUCAUUUCUGGGUAUGAAGCGGUAAGUGAACCUGCUCCUACUGCCGCUUUAACACCUGAUAAAUGAACCGAAGAGGUGGCUGUGAUUAGGCCAGGUUCCUUCUUUUUUUUUUUUUUUUUUUUUUUAAACUUUCAUUGCAUGAACAUCUUUCUUCUGGACUUUAAAGACGUUACGUGGAGUUUGACAUAAUUUUUUAAAAAAUAGGCGUUUGGCUUCAGUAGCCAGUCAUGAGCUGAAAACGUACACCGUAGAGUCAGUGACACGUAGAACUUUCUAUAACAUUUUAGAAAAUGGUGACAUGAGUAAUAAAUGAUGAAACGAGUUGUUUUAGAAGUCGUCUAUUUUUUUUUUGCCCCCUUUUUAAUUAUGAUGUAUGUAUGUAUGAUGUUAAUUUCUCCAUCACUAAUAUGUUAAGACUUUGCUUUCACUUGUUUACACUCCAGCCAUGUUGCAUUUAGUUUCUCUGGUAAGGAUUCCAACCAGUUCAUCAGCCAAUGGUUCCAGUGAAACUAACCUAUGUAUUGUCAGUAGGGCAUCUGCGUUCUGUUUAACAAAAAGAAGACAAAAAAAAACAAAAGAAGGGAGGGUGGCAUAUUGUAUAUAAUGAUGUCAUUAUUUGUUUAGGAAAAGAUUUGUACAAUUGUUUAAAAUGCUCUCUUAUGCUAUUUUUUUGUUUUGUUUUUGUUUAAUAUUGGGCUAAAUGCUAGAGCUCUUCAGAAUAAACUCAAUGCUGUGCAGUAAAGUAGGAUUUGGUUGAAAUGCGGUUGAUAUGAACAGCUUUGCAGAGGGAGUCGGUUGUCAUUUGACAUUAUGGAAAUCUACCCAAAACUGAAUAAAAUACUGAACCCACUCAGGGAAUUUGACCUAAUGAUUGAUGGAAACUGUAUGACAAUGACAGCAUUAAAGUAAAUGUCAAGAAUUUAUGAACGCUUUAGAUUCUCUGUUGCCCCCAAAUCUGCAUCUGUUGUAGUGAUGACUAAAAUAAACAUUUCUGGGCCAUUUGAUACAUAAGUUGGCAAAUUUUGUGGGUUCUGAUUGGUUAGUCCCCUUGUCAUUUCAUACCUUUAGAGUUUCGAUUGUCUUCUACAUUAUUAUUAUUUUUGGUUAUUUGGAGAGAUGUAGGUGCCAAAUGGCCUUUUUGAACCAGCUAAACCUUCAGCUUGUAUUCACUUUGACAAAAUAAAUUGUAAGAAACUCUCCAUUAUCUUCUCAAAGUCUACUGUAAGGAAAUGUAGAGGAAUCACCCCAAGAAAUACCUACCAGCCAGAUGUGAGGUAUUUUUGCUUAUUUUAUUUUCAUCACUAUAGUUCAUAAGAAUGUCUAUAAAAAAAAAAUUCUGACAACGCAGUGAUUUUAAUACUCGGGUACAGAAUGUUAGACGUGACAAAAUGGCAUCACCAGGGUAUGAAAUGAUAUGACUUGGCGAUGGGGCUAAUUGAUCGGAGUCUGGAUUUCAUGACUCCCUUCGAUGUUUUAUGGUCUGCAGGAGCUUUUUCCUCAUUCUAGAUUUAGAAAGAAAGAAUAGUUUGCCUGUUGAGCUCAUGACUCGUCAUGUUGCAUUUAGGAACAGUCGUGAACAACUCUGAAAUUAGAAGGAAAAAGAAGAAGCUACAUGCUAGCAUGUUCUAGCUAAGGUGUUGCUAAUUUCAGAGCAGCUACAACAAAGACGGUUAGUGUAGCUUAAACUCAUGAAACUCGUUUUGACUUGCUUCAAAGUGUAAAAACGUGCUGGUAAACACCACUUUAUUUAUUCUGAGCUACAACUGAACAUAGAGUGAUAGCAGAGGUCUAUUUUAACUGAAGAGACGCUGUGUGUGAUUGUUAGCCAUGUCUGCAGUCUACACUAGCAUCUCCCUAGCGCUAAUAUAAAGGGUUUCAGCCUUGAAGAAAACACUUGUGGCUAACCUGAAGCAAGUAUUAUGUCCUACAGUAUGUCGACAUGCAUAAUGCCGUAGGAUGGAUUCUCCCUUUAGUUUCUAGCUAAAAGUGAACCCUGAGACUUUCUUGCUCUCUACAUGUACAGCUAAAGAAAUAAUAACCAGCCUAUUUUUGUCAUUUACGAAUACCCUAGGUAUUUUUUCAACAACAAAAACUGUUAUUUACCCUUUUAGUGCUGCCAGGCAGACUUAUCUCCCACAGGAUAGAUGGUACGCACUGAUCUAGUUGGGGUUUUUUUAGACAGUGUUAUAAAUGUUUCAGAGACCUUUUUCAUUUUAGCGCUGUUGUCGCACCAGAUUGGAGGAAACACCCUUCACCUCCGGUUGUGCGUUGUUGUUUUAUGGAGCCUCCAGGUUCAGGUGGGAUGUGUUUUUUUGUUGUUUUUUUUUACCUCCGGGAGAGUGAAUUAGUUCUGUGGGGAAGAAAAGCGGAAACAUAUUUCAGUGUUUGGGUUGGAUCAUUAGGGAGAUCACUGCUGAACAAGACCAAUGUAUGUAAAUAACUAUAAAACACUAAAGUGAAAGAAGACUGUUGCAUGCUGACCUGGUUGAGGUCACUGAGGAGAUGUUGCUUUGGAAGCAUUUUAACCAACUGGUGGUGACGUAGUUAACUAGUAACCUGGCAUUUAAGCAACUCACCUGAGAUCAGUAGAGCUCAUUUCAUGGCAUGAAGCUCAUCUCAGUGGGUGAACUAUCAAGAACUUCGACUUAUGCUGAGAUGCAUGAACAGAAUUGGUUGCGGCCAAUCACGUGGCUCUGGAACCGUUUGGGGUCCCAAAAUGGAAGUGGGCUGUUACGUGACGCCAUUUGAGACGUAACCAUGCAACGUUUUCUACAUGGGAACCUAUGAAUAUGAAUUCCAAUACAACUGUUUAAACCAUGAUGAUGGAUUUUUUUAAGGAGCAAUCCUUCUGAAACUUCAAUCACUGUAAACCCACUUGUGUCUCACCUAGAAAUGUCUUUGUAAGCUAGUGGAAGUGAACGUUGGGUCUUGGAGCCUGCCUUCAACAUUUAGGCCGUUUCGACAGAGAAUUGGGCAAAAAGUAGAAAUACAUCCGAUUGGAAGUAUGUACUUUACAGAUUAGCGGAGAGUCUAUGUCUGUGGCUAUAGGGUGUAGGAGUGCAUGUGAUUGUCACAUUGAGUGCUGUCCUGACUAUAGAACUGACUUAGUUUGGGAAGGUUUUGUUUGUUUAAUCGGAACACAGUGGAGUCGGACCAAAUGCUGAAAGGUCCUGCUUUGUUCUGACUUCACUUGAAACAUCAAAUUUGGUAUGUAUGUCAAGACAUUUAAAGAUACUUAUGAACCGCCAUUAGUCCCAUUGCGGUUCGUCUUGGGCUAAAACAAGGUCUAUCCAAAUUGUAUUUUUUAUUGUUAGUUCAGAUGUCAGACAGCAGUAAUUUAUAGAAGGUAACGUUGAAGACUACUAGGUGUUCACACUAUGGGCUAUUCAACUAUAGAUUGCCAGAAAGUGACGACUUGCAGAGCAUCUGUAGAUACUUAAACCAGGGUAAUUCAAAAAGCUGUUAAACCUUGUGUGCACUUUUUGGGCAUUUUAAUCUUUGUUUUCUCUUUUUGUACAUACUACCUGCAUUUAAGAUGUUUGGGUGGACAUGUCUGGUUAUAGUGCAAUAUAUUUUGUAUGCAAGCAGUUUCAAUAAAUAAAGUUUGAUCUUCCUCCGG